GAUGCUGCAGACCCUGUAUGAUUACUUCUGGUGGGAACGGCUGUGGCUGCCUGUGAACCUAACCUGGGCUGAUCUAGAAGACCGAGAUGGACGAAUCUAUGCCAAAGCCUCAGACCUCUACAUCACACUGCCCCUGGCCCUGCUCUUCCUCAUCAUCCGAUACUUCUUUGAGCUUUACGUGGCCACACCAUUGGCAGCCCUCCUGAAUGUAAAGGAGAAAGCUCGGCUGCGAGCGCCUCCCAACGCCACCUUAGAACAUUUCUAUGUGACCAGCGGCAAGCAGCCCAAGCAGGUGGAAGUUGAGCUCUUGUCUCGGCAGAGCGGGCUCUCUGGCCGCCAGGUAGAGCGCUGGUUCCGCCGCCGCCGCAACCAGGACCGGCCAAGUCUCCUCAAGAAGUUUCGGGAAGCCAGCUGGAGAUUCACAUUUUACCUGAUCGCCUUUGUUGCUGGCAUGGCUGUCAUUGUGGAUAAACCCUGGUUCUAUGACAUGAAGAAAGUCUGGGAGGGAUACCCCAUCCAGAGCACCAUCCCUUCCCAGUACUGGUACUACAUGAUUGAACUCUCCUUCUACAUGUCCCUGCUCUUCAGCAUUGCUUCUGACGUCAAGCGAAAGGACUUCAAGGAACAGAUCAUCCACCACGUGGCCACCAUCAUCCUCAUCAGCUUCUCCUGGUUUGCCAACUACAUCCGCGCAGGGACACUCAUCAUGGCUCUGCACGACUCUUCAGAUUACUUGCUAGAGUCGGCCAAGAUGUUUAACUACGCGGGCUGGAAGAACACCUGCAACAACAUCUUCAUCAUCUUUGCCAUCGUUUUCAUCAUCACACGACUGGUCAUCCUGCCCUUCUGGAUGAUACACUGCACACUGGUGUACCCACUGGAACUCUACCCUGCAUUCUUCGGCUACUACUUCUUCAAUGCCAUGAUGGGGGUGCUCCAGAUACUGCAUAUCUUCUGGGCUUACCUCAUUUUGCGCAUGGCCCACAAGUUCAUAACUGGAAAGGUGGUAGAAGAUGAACGAAGCGACCGGGAGGAAACAGAGAGCUCCGAGGGGGAGGAGGCUGCCACUGGGGGAGGAGCAAAGAGCCGGCCCCUGGCCAACGGCCACCCGGUCCUCAAUAACCACCACCGUAAGAAUGACUGAGCAUUGUCCCGCUGCCUCCCAGAUGAAUGCAUAAAGCCAAGGAACUAGCCAACCUUACCUAUAGGCUCACUUUAAGCUCUGGGGAAAAGGAGAAGGGUAGAAGAGACUUCCGCAUUCCCUUUUUUCUUUGUCACCCAGUUGCCUUUAAACCAAAUUCUAACCAGCCUAUCCCUGGGUGGAGAGGAGGUGGGUUGUAUCUUUUGCUAGAGGGAGGGUAGUCUGAGUUUCUUUUCUGCCCUCCAGAUUAUCCUUUCUAUUGCUUUUAACCCCUUCCUCACCUCUGGGGUAGAGUUACAACUCACAUUCCUUACUCUUGAGGAUUUGGCCCUAGCUGUUUGCCUUCUGACUCCUUGGCCUUCAGAUGUGCCAGGGUUGUGCCUUAUUGUCUGAUCUGUGGGCCUAAUUCUGCCAAAGUUGGACCAAGGCUCACCUUUCUAAGCUAACUUGGGCCAGAAACCAAAGCUGAGUUACUUUGAACUUUUUUCCUCCUAAGACACAGUGAACUGAGUGAGCGUAGGAGGGCGCACAUGACCCUUACCCUACCUCUGCCAAAAAGUGGGGACUAAAUGGGGACUCUCAGAUGGCCUUCUUGUUAUUUCCCUGCCAGCUGUCCCUGUGGCCACAUGUCCAAGAUCUUACUGCUCCCUGCUCUGGUCUUUCCCCUCCCUUCAGCUAGUCUAGCUGGUCUGGGGUAGAAUGGCAACUAGUUCUAAUUUUUAUUUAUUAAACAUUCGGGGUUUCAAUUUUAAAGCCAGAAUUACAGCUGGCACCUGGCAUUUCAGCAGAGGGACCAUUUCAGAUGAAAAUGUACUGUUAAAAGUUUUUUUUUUUUAAUGAAAAUAUAUUAAAGAUUAAAUAAAACAUGUCAACAGGUGUCA
Chinchilla lanigera (long-tailed chinchilla) is the source of this 2022-nucleotide messenger RNA. It is a transcript of the gene Cers2, whose product is annotated as ceramide synthase 2. The record is from RefSeq and is a predicted model, not a curated record. Gene Ontology annotation, cellular component: membrane. Lineage: Eukaryota; Metazoa; Chordata; Mammalia; Rodentia; Chinchillidae. Gene Ontology annotation, biological process: ceramide biosynthetic process. Gene Ontology annotation, molecular function: sphingosine N-acyltransferase activity; DNA binding.